GGACAGGCUACAGGGAAUGGCCCAGGUUUGGCUCCAAGCAGCCUCUCCUGACUUGUCACUGUCCCUUCUCCAUGAACAGGUGCCCAUGUGCAGCCACAGCAAAUGUCCAACAGCAGCUCCAUCAGCCACUUCCUCCUGCUGGCACUGGCAGAGACGCGGCAGCUGCAGCUCCUGCACUUCUGCCUCUUGCUGGGCAUCUCCCUGGCUGCCCUCCUGGGCAACGGCCUCAUCAUCAGCACCGUAGCCUGCGGCCACCACCUGCACACGCCCAUGUUCUUCUUCCUGCUCAACCUGGCCCUCAGCGACCUGGGCUCCAUCUGCACCACUGUCCCCAAAGCCAUGCACAAUUCCCUCUGGGACACCAGCACCAUCUCCUACACAGGAUGUGCUGCUCAGCUCUUUUUCUUUCUGUUCUUCAUCUCAGCAGAGCUUUCCCUCCUGACCAUCAUGUGCUACGACCGCUACGUGUCCAUCUGCAAACCCCUGCACUACGGGACCCUCCUGGGCAGCAGAGCUUGUGCCCACAUGGCAGCAGCUGCCUGGGCCAGUGGAUUUCUCAAUGCUCUGCUGCAAACAGCCAAUACAUUUUCCCUGUCCCUGUGCCAUGGCAAUGCCCUGGGCCAGUUCUUCUGUGAAAUCCCACAGAUCCUCAAGCUCUCCUGCUCCACAUCCUAUCUUAGGGAACUUGGACUUCUUACUGUUAGUGCCAGUUUGUUAUUUUGUUGUUUUGUGUUCAUGGUUUUCUCCUAUGUGCAGAUCUUCAGGGCUGUGCUGAGGAUCCCCUCUGAGCAGGGACGGCACAAAGCCUUUUCCACCUGCCUCCCUCACUUGGCCGUGGUCUCUCUGUUUAUCAGCACUGGUAUAUUUGCCUACCUGAAGCCCCCCUCCAUCUCCUCCCUAUCCCUGGAUCUAGCCCUGUCAGUUCUGUACUCGGUGGUGCCUCCAGCCCUGAACCCCUUCAUCUACAGCCUGAGAAACCAGGAGCUCAAGGCGGCAGUGUGGAGACUGAUGAUUGGACGCUUUCAGGAACAUUAA
This is a messenger RNA of Vidua macroura (Pin-tailed whydah), 1035 nucleotides long. Its product is annotated as olfactory receptor 14A16-like. The transcript has a single exon. Gene Ontology annotation, biological process: G protein-coupled receptor signaling pathway. Gene Ontology annotation, cellular component: membrane. Gene Ontology annotation, molecular function: G protein-coupled receptor activity; olfactory receptor activity. The record is from RefSeq and is a predicted model, not a curated record. The coding region runs from base 103 to 1035 and encodes 310 amino acids. NCBI's taxonomy places the organism in Eukaryota, Metazoa, Chordata, Aves, Passeriformes, Viduidae.